AUGAUAGUGCAGCGUCUUGUUCCACGGUAUGCACAUACUUCAGGUCUUACAAGAGUUGCAUAUUCUUUAGAUGGGGUUUUUUUGAUGACAGUUGGCUCUAAUCAAGUAAUUCGGAAAUUUACAGUGGAUUCAGAUGAUGAACCAGUAACAAUUGAGCAUCAUCAGGAUUCAAUUACAGGAAUUUCAAUUUCUAACAGACAAUUUGCAACAUGUUCAGAAGAUGCAACAGUUAGUUUAUUUUCUCUUAAAACAAAUGAAUGUUUAACAAUGCUAACACGAUGCUCUUUGCCAAUAAGAGAUAUUGCUUUUAGUCCAGAUGGGGAUUGGCUUGCUGUUUGUAGCGACGAGAUGCGGGUAAAAGUUGUUAAUACAACGGACUAUUUGCGUAUUCUACAUCUAUCUGGAUUUUCUAAACCAGCCAAACAUGUAUCGUUUAAUCCUAGUAGUAAAUUUGUCUCUGUCUCAUGUACGGAUGGUAUUGUCUAUAUUUUUUCUUUUACUAGCGAAGAACCAAGUCUUAUUCAUACAAUGGAUCACGUUAUUCCCAUAUGUGACUCAGAUUCUGAAGUAUGUUCAAAAGUGAUAUGGCAUCCGGACUCUGAGUCGUUUGCUGUACCUACUCGUAUCAAUGAUAUUACGGUAUUUUCUAAAUCAUGGAGAGAAAGAAUGUCAUUUAAGAGUGGACAUUUAGAUGCAAUUACAGAUAUUGCAUGGUCACCGAAUGGUGCAUAUUUAUGUAGUUCAGGAAAGGACGGCAAACUUUUAAUAUGGGAAGUAAAAACACAAACCAUUAUCAUGAGAAGGCAAGAGUAUAAGAAUGUAAUUUCACUUGCAUGGCAUCCAAGGGCUAAUGUUUUAUCAUUUACUACUAAUCAAGGCCAGUUAUAUACCUUUCCAAACGUUAUUCCAUCAAAUUAUCAAGAACCAUAUGGCCGGAUCACUCAUCUAACUCCUUUAUUAAAUGAAGAAAGCAUAAAAAGUCCUAUUAGCAAAAAAAGAUAUAUUAAUGAUUUUAAUAAAAGAGAAUUAAGUGAUGAGGAAUUAGUUGAUAUUGGCCAUGAUACUAGUUGGAUUGAAGAUGAUGAUGGUGCAGGAUAUGUUUCAAAAUAUAAAUAUGACGAAAAUGGAUAUAAGAAAUCUAUUGGUGAUAUUUCAGAUGAUGAUUUUUAUUACGAUACAAAAAGAACUAUGAAUAGCUAUAAAGCUAAAAUACAUACUCCUUUUCAACCAGGAAGUACUCCUUGGAGAGAGAAAAGGCGUUAUCUUGUGCUUAACCUCAUUGGAUUUAUUUGGACUGUUGAUCAAGACACUCAUAAUACAGUUACCGUGGAAUUUUUUGACAAAGAACUCUAUCGUCAAUACCAUUUCACUGAUAUUUUUUUUUAUGAUAAGGCUUGUCUUAAUGAUAAUGGUGCACUGUUUGCUAGUUCAAAUAAAAAAGGGAACUCUGCAGUUAUAUUUUUUCGACCUCAUGAAAACUGGGCUGCUCACGCUGAUUGGAAAAUAGAAUUUUCUUCUGACGAAGAUAUUUUAUCUAUUUCAUUAAGUAGUUCAAAUAUUGUUGCAUGUACUUCGAAGGGUUAUUUAAGAUCUUAUACAUUAAAUGGAAUUCCUCUUCGAAUUUACCGUCAAAAGUAUUUUCCUGUUGUAACAUGUAUAUCAUGGAAAAACUAUGUGAUGGUAGUUAAUAAUGGUCCAUUAAAUUCUAAUGGAACAAUAUCUUUGGUAUAUACUCUUGAACAUAUUUUACAAGAUGAUACAUUACAAUCAAAUGAUUUAUUACCACUUCCACCAAAUGGGCAUUUGCAAUCAAUAUUUUUUUCUGAUCAGGGUGAUCCUAUGAUUUUUGAUUCGGAUGGAAUAUUACUUGUUUUGUUACACUGGAGAGUUCAUGGUCAAGCAAAAUGGGUUCCACUUCUUGAUACAAAUCUUAUGGAAAGAAAAAAAGGAAAAAAUGAAUCGUAUUGGCCUAUUGCAGUAGCUAAUCAAAAAUUCUAUUGUAUUAUAUUAAAAGGAAAUGAACAAUACCCACAUUUUCCUCGUCCUAUGUUUAGUGAAUUUGAUUUUUCUGUACCUUGUAUUAUACCAACUGAUUCAGGAGAAAUUAGCAACAUAUCUGCAUUAGAAGAGAGACAUGUCAGAGAGUCUAUUUUAUUAACUCUUUUAGAAGAUACUAUAGUUUCAUCUGCUGGAAAUUCGUUAAAAUUAGAAAUAUCAAAAAGAGAGGCCUCAAUUGAUAAAAUUCUUCUACAAUUAUUACAAAUUGCAUGUAAAGAAGAUCGACAAGCUAAAGCAUUAGAACUUGCAACACUUUUACGCCUUCCAGUAAGUCUUGAAGCAGCACGUAAAGUUGCCGCGCACUACAUGAAAACAAACUUAACAGAACGAAUUACUGCUUUAGCGGAAGAAUCAAUAACAUAA
This is a messenger RNA of Pneumocystis jirovecii RU7, 2421 nucleotides long. Its product is annotated as chromatin-binding protein CTF4. Gene Ontology annotation, molecular function: protein binding; chromatin binding. The coding region runs from base 1 to 2421 and encodes 806 amino acids. The record is from RefSeq and is a predicted model, not a curated record. The transcript has 10 exons. NCBI's taxonomy places the organism in Eukaryota, Fungi, Ascomycota, Pneumocystomycetes, Pneumocystales, Pneumocystaceae. Gene Ontology annotation, cellular component: nuclear replication fork. Gene Ontology annotation, biological process: mitotic cell cycle; DNA-templated DNA replication; DNA repair.